UGUUUUAUGUUUACUUUUACUGAAUAUGUUAACAAUUUAAAAUUUUUUUUUUUUUAUUAGUUUGAAGCAGGAGUAUUUGUACAAACACAAAGAAAGAAAUAUGGUUACCAAACUCUAGGUUGAAACACUCGGCACAACCCGACUCACAACGCUCAUAUUUUUGUACUAAAUUUGUUGUGGAGAGUAGGGUAUUUCUGUUUCUUCUCUAAUAAUAGCUCAAAAACCACAGUAAUUAUUGGGCAAGAAGGGACUUUGGUCUUGUAUUGGCUAGGUUUAAGUCUUUGACAUUAAUUCUGAAGCUAGUUUUGAAGUUUAGCAAAUGCUGAAAGAAAAUAUGGUAUUUAAUGUUAAGAUGCUUGAGAGUGAGUGUGAAAAUCUUGGAACUUUGUAGGAUCAACGACAGUCGGAUUCUUUUGAGAAGGAGAUGAUAAGAGUAAGUGGCAAAUGAUUCUGUGUCUUUCUUUUGAAGAUUUUGAGCAGAAAUUCCUUUUUCAUCCAGUAAACACUCGUCGUUUGAGAGUUUAUGAAGAAACUAAAAGGUUCUCUCUUCUGGAGUUCUUGUUUUCAAGUUGAAAGAGGGAAAAGUUUGGAGCUUUCUUUGUUUUUCUUCCGGGUUUGAGCUCUGAAAUCCUUAUCUUUGUCUUCAAGUAAGUUGAGCUAACAAUGAAGUUUUUUCAUGUGGGUUUUGCGUUAUUAUGAACUUUUUGUUUUCCUUGGUUUCUUUUUGGUCUCAUGGAGAAAACCUCAACAGUGUUUCUGCUGUUAAUGAUUCUUUGGUUUCAAUGCGCAAAUGUGCAUUGCCAAGAAAGAAUUAGUGAACCUCCAUCUUCUUCUAAGUCAAACCAAGGCGAUAAUGAGAUUAAAAGAAUUAUCCUUAGCAUUGUAUUAGGAAUAUUGACUGGUUUGAUUGCAGCCAUUCUUUUUGCUUGCAUAGUUAGAUGCUUUUUUGGUUACAUGAACCAAACUCCGAUUCUCAAAGGGCCUGUUAUAUUUUCACCAAAAAUUGCUUCCAAGACUCUCCAAGCAGCUCUGGCAAAUGAGAACCAGUUGCUAGGCUCAAGUCCUAAUGGAAAGUACUACAGAACAGUUCUUGAUAAUGGGCUUACAAUUGCUGUGAGAAAGCUUGAACCCUUUGAAAGUAGUGGUUCACCUGAUAAACAGAACAAAGUGGCCAGGAGACGGAUUCAACAACAGCUUGAAAUUCUUGCAAGCUUGAGACAUAGGAAUUUGAUGAGCUUACAAGCUUAUGUUCGCAAAUCUAAUAGGUUUUUUUUGGUUUAUGAUUAUGUGCCAACUGGGAGUCUCGAGGAUGCUGUGAAUAGAGUUAGGGAAAAUCAGUUGCAGCUUGGAUGGGAAGUCAGGCUUAGAAUUGCCGUUGGGGUCAUUAAGGGGUUACAGUAUCUUCAUUUUAGUUGCGAUCCUCAAAUUUUGCAUCUUAAUUUGAAGCCUGCAAAUGUGAUGUUGGAUGCUGAAUUUGAGCCAAGGCUGGCAGAUUGUGGAUUGUUGAAACUAAUUCCGGAUUUGGAUAGAGCAACUUCUGCUUACAGUGCUCCAGAAUGUUUUCAGAAUCACAGUUAUACAGUUAAGAGCGAUGUCUUCAGCUUUGGGAUGAUAUUGGCAGUUCUAUUAACUGGUAGAGACCCCAGUGAUCCAUCCUUUGGUGAAGCAGCCAGUGGUGGAAGUUUAGGGCGGUGGCUUCGGCAUUUGCAGCAAGCAGAAGAAGCACGAGAGGCACUUGAUAAAAGUAUUCUUGGGGAGGAAGUUGAGGAAGACGAGAUUUUGAUGGCAGUGAGAAUUGCAGUUGUGUGCUUAUCAGAUUCACCUGCAGAUAGGCCUUCCAGUGAUGAGCUUGUCCAAAUGCUCACUCAACUGCAUAGUUUUUGAUUCAUGUGUAAGUAAUCCAUUUCAGAAAUUGGGUACUUUCUCUGUUCUACAAUGAGAGCUUUGGUCCGCAAUCGCUGUGGAGUUCAGUUUAGAUUUUAAAGAUGCAGUUAUCACUUUUUGAAUCGAAUCAAAGUAUACGAUGUUCAGUUUCUGUACAUGACUAAUGAAAUAUAGAUUUCUAACAGGAAGAAGUGGACCAUUUGAUCAUUGAGCCACAUAAUUGUGUUCUCAAACAUCUAGUAGUGGUGGGGUUUUGUUGGCCGUCUUUAUUUAUACACAACUUUAUUGAAAUCAGUAGGAUUACUUCAUCAUACAAUCUGGCAAGUUUUUAUUUGCUUAUUCACAGUUGUUGAA
This is a messenger RNA of Mangifera indica (mango), 2238 nucleotides long. Its product is annotated as inactive leucine-rich repeat receptor-like protein kinase CORYNE. The transcript has 2 exons. The record is from RefSeq and is a predicted model, not a curated record. NCBI's taxonomy places the organism in Eukaryota, Viridiplantae, Streptophyta, Magnoliopsida, Sapindales, Anacardiaceae. Gene Ontology annotation, biological process: protein phosphorylation. The coding region runs from base 733 to 1884 and encodes 383 amino acids. Gene Ontology annotation, molecular function: protein kinase activity; ATP binding.